Messenger RNA from Betta splendens (Siamese fighting fish), 2943 nucleotides. RefSeq names its product protection of telomeres 1 homolog (gene pot1). The coding region runs from base 325 to 2727 and encodes 800 amino acids. NCBI's taxonomy places the organism in Eukaryota, Metazoa, Chordata, Actinopteri, Anabantiformes, Osphronemidae. The record is from RefSeq and is a predicted model, not a curated record. The transcript is spliced from 22 exons. Gene Ontology annotation, cellular component: chromosome, telomeric region; nuclear telomere cap complex. Gene Ontology annotation, biological process: regulation of telomere maintenance via telomerase; telomere capping. Gene Ontology annotation, molecular function: telomerase inhibitor activity; G-rich strand telomeric DNA binding.
UUCUUUUUUUAGGGGGAGGUGUCUAAACAUCCAGAACUGGGGAAGUUACAGACACGUAAUGGAGUCAGUCAUUAUAAUGUCAGACUACCACAGUGCAGCAUCUCAGAGUGACCGUGGCUGAAGGCUCUCAUCCAGACUCCUGAACUCAGCUUCGGGGUGUUUCCUCUGCGUUUUCUGCUGCUCGCCCUUGGACGACCCGUCUCUGGCUCCGUUCCCUGCUGCUCCGCCUGCUCUUCCCCGUUUUCAGUUACCCAAGGUCACAGGAAGAGGCAGUGAAAGCACGUCUGGCUUAGCCUCACUGCCUUUAAAGGUCACCUUCACACCAUGCCUGUGUUAGAGUGGGCGGGGCCAGGCUCACCUGACCAGGCACACCUGAGCAGGAUUCCCAUCGCGUUCAUUAGCACCGGCGCCAACUGUGCUAACAAAAUAAUAAAGGGAGAGGUGGUUCACAAAGGCCCAUUGGUUAAUUUAAAUGCUAAUAAAUUCAUUCUGAAAGCUGUGAUCCAAGACUAUGACUCUUCAUACCCCUUGUGUCAGACUCCAUCCAUCAAUGUUGUCUUGUUAGACGCACUGGCCAAGGAUUUCAAUCAAGCUGUCAAUCAAGGGGAUGUGGUGGCGGCCUCUGGCUUCACUGUCGGCAAGUCUCCGACAGUUCAAAAGGACAAGCUGCACCCCUUUAACCUGCUGUUGUCUGGAGACGCUUGUAUUUAUGUGUUUCGCCAGACUCCUUCUGCCUCCAGACCCUCAGCAGUCAUCAAGGAAAGCAGCAGACUCUCCAAACAGGUUUUUAAAAGGCCCAAAACUCCAAAAUACACAUAUGUCAAGUUGGGUGACCUGAAGCCUAAAUGUGUAGUCAACGUGUAUGGAGUUGUUGUCUUCUUCAAACAACCAUUUAAGAGUCGGGGAACAGACUUCUGCUCCACCUUAAAGAUCACAGACCAGUCCAACCAGAACAUCAGCUGCACCAUCUUCUGUGAGAAACUGGAGGAUCAUCCCAAAAUCUUUCAAAAUGGCGACAUUGUCCGCAUGCACAGAGUGAAGACCCAGUUCUACAACGGCUCCAUCAUGCUGGUCAACACCCACGGUUUCUCUGUGGUGACGUUUGACGGGACGGUUGGCGCAGACGUCGAGCCGCGGACCUCCAGCCGUUUCCCAAACUUGGAGCAGGAGGAUCGCCGGACUGUGGAGCAGCUUCGGUCCUGGGCAGCUAGCGAGGGGCUGCUACCGGCUGUUCCUUCGAUCCCUCUGUCCGACGCUCAGCCCAAAGCAUACUUUAACCUCACCUGCCAGCUGCUCGCCAAAGCGCCCGUCGACUCCACCUGCACUUUGCUGAGGGUCUGGGAUGGAACCAGGUGUCCUUGGAGUCUUCUGAAUGUGAUCGUUGAGCCAGAUGUCAUGGAGGGACCAUCCAUGUUCUCCAAGGAAAGAGAGAAGCUCAUCGCCAACAUCCUCGUCUAUGACAACCACGCAGAGUUCGCCAGGCAGCUGAAGCCGGGCGACUUUCUGAGGAUCUACAACCUGCGGGCGAUUCCAGGAUCCAAGAAGGUGCCGGGUCUCGCGGGCAGCCAGUCGGCGGAGGAGGAUCACCUGGCGUUUCACCUGCACGGAGGCACAGCGUACGGCAGAGGCAUGCGGGUUCUCCCAGAAAGCAGCCCAGAUGUGCAACAGCUGAAGAGGGUGAUUGAGGGCUUUCUGGAACGUGAGGAUGAGGAAAUCGACGAGGUGAAUGACUCAGAGUUGUUGGAAAUCGCGUGCACUCCACCAGAAUCUCCAAGUGUGGAGGCGGCGAAAUGCAGCGCAGAGAGGAGGUGCAGCCAUGACGUGCAGCCAGAGACGCUUGCUGACCUGAAGCAGCGUGACCGCGGGCGAGUCCACCACGUCAGAGUGCAGCUGAGUUCCUACGAGCCGCACAGACUCCACCAGGCCCUGAAACUCUACUGCAGCAAGUGCACGUUAAUGCAGGAAAUCCCUGAUGACGAGGUGGUGGCCAGUCUGUUCUCCGAGGCAUCGAAAGGCAGCGAGUCCUUCAGUCCUCCAGCGUGGACGGCCUCUGGGAGCGUUGAGGUCCCCGGCGACUCCCUGGCAUCCCCGAACCGGACUCUGCACGUCCACCUGUCCAGUCAGCUGGUGUAUGAAAGGAAAAGCAGAGAGCUCAUGUUCCUAAUGGGUUCCACUCUGGAGGAAACGUGUCGACUGGCAGCCGGCUACCGUCACAUCGUCCCUGUGAGGUCGAGGGGAGGUGGCCUGGAGCUGCUGGACCUGACCGCUCCGUUCCUGUUCAGGGGGAGGAAGAGAUACUACGGGUGUAAGCGGUGCUCGCAGCCGACGCUGAAGGAGCCGAAUGUCGAAGGAGACGCGGUGAUGGACAAGAAGGUCGUUGCUGAAGCUCUCGGCGUUCAGCUGAUGCAGUCCGUGCUGCUGAUGAAGCUGGAGCUGCGGGACGCCACCGACACGCUGGAAGCCUUCCUGUGGAGAGACGCCGAGCUGUUCUUCAGCCUGUCACCAGAGGAUGUAGCAGCCAGUCAAGAGGCUCAAAACAGCAUCCGCUUCGCCCUGGAGUCGCUCUGUCCACCAGGGGGCAGCGUGGGUCAGCGUCCGUGGCUGGAUCUGUGUCUGGUGGCCUACGAAGCAGAGGAUGAUGGAGGACAGAGACGAACCUGCUACCAGGUCUGUCACUCCACCAUCACUAGAGCCACGUUGGCGCGGUCAGACCCUGAUCCGGCCUGAGCCAGCUGCAGGUCAAAGGUCACUAUGAGUGUUCUGCAAGAAAAGCUGUUGCUGUUCAUAGUUUGUAGUGUCUUGUUCCCUUUCAGUUCAUUUGUAUUUUUUAUACUUGCACAGAUGUACAGAAUUUUUAAUAGAUUGUGGUUUUAGACUUCCUCCUGUUUGACCUUCUAUGCUCUUUUAAUGUCUCUUUCAAAAUAAAAGACCUAACAACUUUUC